AUGCUAGAGUCUACUCAAAACAUAGACCAUACCGCCGCCAUUCCGCCUUUGCAGCAAGACUCGACCACAGCAACACCAGCACCACCACCACUACUCCCAUCCCCCACCACUCAGGUACCACCAUCCUGGCUGACGGCUGCCUCGGCUGUGGCUCACACCGUCCGAAUCACACAUAUACCCGGCCGCAUCGCCGCAGCUACAGCACCGAGUCUUCUUGCGCCAGACACGAGCGGGAGGAUCCACGAGCAUCUUAUCAGCGAUUCUGAUUGUAUCGCUGGUCAACUCGCCUCGGCGUACUACGAUGCCGCUGCCAUGGCACCUCUGAAUCCGUUUUCCAAGGCCGCCAUACAUCGUCUGCGCGCUUACAAGCCGCCGCCUUUUCCGCUAUGGGACCGUCUUCCCGUGCGGAUGCGCGCCGCCGUCUUGAUCCUGCUCUAUGCUGAUCGUUUUGGAGACUUGCGCGUCGUCAUCACCAUGCGAGCCGCCAGCCUGCGCAACUUUUCCGGCCACGCCGCCCUUCCCGGCGGCAAAGCCGACUCUCACAACGAAUCACCUUAUCAAAUAGCCCGGCGCGAAGCCUGGGAGGAAAUCGGCCUCCCCGUAGAGGAUCGCAAGAUCCCACCGCCCUUUCGUGUCGAGAAACUCUGCUACCUGCCGCCCUUUUUGGCCCGCACCCACGUCGUCGUCACCCCUUGCGUGGCGUACCUGCACGCCGACGCGCCCGGCCCCGAGGGGUCACCUCCCGUCGUGGAGCACACGCUGGUGCCGACGCUCGACGCCAGCGAGGUCGCGGCCGUCUUCACCGCGCCGUUUUACAACUUUCUCAAGUCGCGCGACCUGCCGCCGCAGCCCGGUCACGUUCUGCCCCCCGGCCACUGGUACGACGGCGCCUGGAUCAACUGGAAGGACGUCGCCUGGCGCGUGCACAACUUUUACGUGCCCGUCAACAACCAGCACGUGUCGCGGCCGGUCCAGGGCAGCGCCGCCGUCGAGGAGACCAAGCAGGAUAUCGAUUUCGAGGGCCGCUUCAAGGUCUGGGGCAUGACGGGACGUGUCAUGGUCGACGCUGCGCGCAUAGCCUACGGUGAGCCUCCCGAGGUGGAACACAACCCAGGUCUGGGUGAUGCCGACAUUAUAAGGAUUGCAGAAAAGGAUGGUGCAUUCGAAGAAGCGGCUGGCAAGGGACCUUCAAGGAUAUAA
Beauveria bassiana ARSEF 2860 is the source of this 1200-nucleotide messenger RNA. Its product is annotated as NUDIX domain-containing protein. Gene Ontology annotation, molecular function: acetyl-CoA hydrolase activity; coenzyme A diphosphatase activity. The transcript has 3 exons. The record is from RefSeq and is a predicted model, not a curated record. Gene Ontology annotation, biological process: coenzyme A catabolic process. Bases 1 to 1200 code for a protein of 399 amino acids. NCBI's taxonomy places the organism in Eukaryota, Fungi, Ascomycota, Sordariomycetes, Hypocreales, Cordycipitaceae.